AUGAGUGGCCUCCCAGCCCAUUAUACGCCGCUCGAGUCGCUCCUGUUGUUCCAGUCCCUCGCUUGCUAUGGCGUAGAAGCUCCCGUCUUCGCCAAGGUUUCCGAUCUGCUGCUGCACAACGAUGCUGUAAAGAACGCUGCGAGCUUCAGCCCCGACCGCUUGACGCCCGAUGCCCUGCGCGACCUGUACCUACAUCUGCUGAAGGAGGAGAUCCGCGAUGAGCUCGAUCCGAGGUCCGAGAACGAGCCGCCCGUCCAGAAUGGCGACAGUCCGUCGAGGAAGCGCAAAGCACCGAGCCCCAACCCGCCCUCCGUCCAGGAAGCUGCCCAGCACCAACAUCUGCUGCCCCAGUUGAUCGCGAAGCUGUACACGCGCUACCGACGCCAUGCCAUUGACGAGAUUCGCGAACACGAGAAGCGCUAUGAUCACUUCUCGCGGGAGCUUCGCGCUAUUCAAAGCGGCGAGUGGGAUGAGCGUUUGCAACGGGAACACCUGGUCAAUGGCGCGAGGGAAGCAUCUCGAGCUUCGCCUAUUGCUGGACCUUCACCCGCCGUUGCUCAGCCGACUACGGAAAUUGCGCCGCAGGACGCCCAAGGUCCGGUGAAAGCACCUUCUACAGCUCCUCAGGCCAGUCCACCCGGCAGCAAAGAGCAAUCACCCAGCGCUCAGCACACGCAAGCGCCGCGUCGGUCCUCGGCUAAAAUAGAAAGCAUCAUUAACCAUCCGUCUGAUUCUCCUGUCAAUGGAAAUGCUUCUUCUCCUCAUCUGAAGUCGGCCACACAAUCUCCGGUUCCCCAUCAAGCACAACCGCAACCUGCGCCUCAUCAACGGACCCCAUCGCUUCCGCAGCAACCGCAGCAGCAGCAGCAACCGCAGCAACAGCAACAACAGCAAGCUAGGGCCCCUCCGCAACACCCUCCGCAUGGUGGCCAGUAUCCUUCGCCCUAUGGUCCGCCGCCUUCUGCAUCCGCUGGAUCUUCUCAGAGUCCUGCGGCCCAUAAUGUCCCCAUAACCUCCCGCCCAUCGCAGGGGCCGCCUGUAAUCCUGCCUCCGCCUGCAAAUAUGCAGAACAUGCAGUAUCCACCCCCGCCAUUACAGGCUCUCCACAUCAGCAUGCAAGGCCGUUUCCACCUGGUCCUCCACCCGGCCCACCACCGCAUUCACCAAAUGCUCACCACCCGCCACACGUGCAGCAGCCCGGCUGUUACCCUCAAUACCCUGGACAGCAUCCCUAUCCGCACCCGCAGCCCAUGUAUCACCAACCCGUUCAGCAUCCUCCGAUGCCGCCAAGGGGAGGCGGUGUGA
Lasiodiplodia theobromae is the source of this 1305-nucleotide messenger RNA. Its product is annotated as WD domain containing protein. The coding region runs from base 1 to 1305 and encodes 434 amino acids. The record is from RefSeq and is a predicted model, not a curated record. NCBI's taxonomy places the organism in Eukaryota, Fungi, Ascomycota, Dothideomycetes, Botryosphaeriales, Botryosphaeriaceae. The transcript has 2 exons.